UGCAGAGGCACAAAUACCGGCGGAGCAACAAGCACACUCAAAAACCCUUCGCUCAUUCUAGGUCCCUCUGUUCUCUUUGAUGUUCUAACCCCAUCUCGUCGCCUCUUCUUUUGUUCCUUCUUCAAGAUUCCCUUCUCCAGUACCACAUAUCUUCAGCGCAAACCUUUUUCCUGGUCUUCUACUUUACCUUCCCUUUCUUCUAUUUUUCGCCCUCCUAUCUUUUCAGUUUUUACUCAAUUCCUCUUCUCUCUGCUUUUGGGGAAGAUGGGUGUGUUUAUCUUGCUGGUUUUAGCACUGUCCAGUGCCUUUGUGGCGGUGGAGGGAGCGACAUGGUGCGUUGCAAAGUCCAACGUGGGCGACCAGGCGUUGCAGAAAGCACUGGACUACGCCUGUGGGGCGGGCGCCGACUGCCUCCCCAUCCAGCAGAGCGGCGCGUGCUACAACCCAAACACCGUCCUCAACCAUGCCUCCUACGCCAUGAACAGCUACUUCCAGAAGAAGGGCCAGGUUCAGGGUUCCUGUGACUUCUCUGGGGCUGCCACCACCACCACAACCGAUCCAAGUUCUAGUUCCUGCGUGUUUCCUUCUACUGCCAGCAGCGGGACCACCCCAACAACAACUCCUACCACAUCGUUAAGUCCUCCUUCGUCUUCGACUCCGACCACCACCAUCGGCGGCCUCACUCCCGGCCCUGCUUCCUCCUUCAGUGUGGACGCCGCCCCGGCGUCCGGCGACGCCCUCAGCCUUGGCCUCCUGCUGCUGCUCCAAGCCUUCCUGCUCCUGCCCUUCCUGCCCAUAUGAUUUUUGGAACCAAGGAGAAGGAGGCGGGCUCCACCAGUACGGGUGGAAUAGAAAAAGAAUGGUUUCUGAAUGACUCUGAUGGCGGGGACCCAUCCCGAUUGCUGUCGGUGCCGGUGGGUGGUGGCUUCCACCUCAGCAGAGAAGACAGAGCGCGAAGAAAAAACAACCGAAAGAUCAGCCUUCUCUCUCUCUCUCUCCCUUCCCCCACCACCCCCUCCCCCUCUCUCUCUCCUCUCUGUUUCUGCUGUCGUAUGUAGAAUUUCUGUGGUGCAAUGAAGUGAGGAAGUAGUAGGUCUGUCUACCAACUUUCCUUUUUGCUUAUUUUUCCUGUGAUGUAUAUUUAUGCGGUGUUGAAAGUUGGAACUUCAGUCGUUGAUCGAGAAAAAUGGGGAGGUCCUGUGCUUGAGCACAUUUUUCA
Nymphaea colorata (pocket water lily) is the source of this 1219-nucleotide messenger RNA. Its product is annotated as PLASMODESMATA CALLOSE-BINDING PROTEIN 3-like. The record is from RefSeq and is a predicted model, not a curated record. Lineage: Eukaryota; Viridiplantae; Streptophyta; Magnoliopsida; Nymphaeales; Nymphaeaceae. The coding region runs from base 265 to 801 and encodes 178 amino acids. The transcript is spliced from 4 exons.